AUGACUAAUUCUGCUCUUCCAGCACUGACCAACCAGCCCCACGUUGCACUCAUCACCAGUGCAGCCCAGGGAAUCGGGCGCGCCAUUGUUCUGCGGUUCGCAGAGGACGGACUAGACAUUGCCGUCGCAGACUUGAAAUCACAGCGGGUGAAGCUCGACGGCAUCGCAGAUGAGUCUGACGACUGGGUAGAUGGUAGCAAAUGCCGCAAAAUCGUCGUGAAGCUCGUGGGCACCCUCACUGAUUUUGGCAAGAUCUUCGAUACCAAUGUCCGCGGAACGUUCCUCUGCUUGCACGCUGCAGAGCAGGUUAUGAUCAAACACGAGCGUGGCGGGAGGAUCAUCAGUGACAGGGAGCAAAGGCAGAAUAUUGAACAGCGUUUAUGGUGCGUCGAAAGCUGCGAUUCGAUGGUUCACACAGGCGCUCGCGAGCGAACUUGGGCACACCAGGCCUGGACCAAUUAAUACACGCCUGUAUGCUUUCCCCCUUAGUAUAUGCACUCUGGCGAUGAAAUGAAAGGGCAAAACAGCUAGACAUAAGUACACCUUGGAUAAAAGUUUUCUCAUCAGGAAGCCUAUCAGCAUUCUCUCUCGGUGAGACUCCCGC
Messenger RNA from Suillus paluster, 604 nucleotides. RefSeq lists its product as uncharacterized. The coding region runs from base 1 to 462 and encodes 153 amino acids. The transcript is spliced from 5 exons. The record is from RefSeq and is a predicted model, not a curated record. NCBI's taxonomy places the organism in Eukaryota, Fungi, Basidiomycota, Agaricomycetes, Boletales, Suillaceae.